Molecule: messenger RNA, 2367 nt
Organism: Arabidopsis thaliana (thale cress)
Lineage: Eukaryota; Viridiplantae; Streptophyta; Magnoliopsida; Brassicales; Brassicaceae
Gene: PP2-A10
Product: phloem protein 2-A10
Exons: 3
Coding region: 1-555 (184 amino acids)
Source: RefSeq, marked reviewed
AUGUCUGUCCAAAAAGCUGUCAAGAGUUCUCACUACGAGGCAGAAUCCAACAUGGAACAAGAUAUUGUUAGAAAAGCAUGGGUCUUUAAGCCAAGUGGUCUUAAUUUCAUAUGGGGAGGUGAUUCUCGGUAUUGGGUCAUCCCUAACGAAGACAGGACGCCUGCUGAACUAAAGAAAGUGAGUUGGUUAGAAGUAACCGGUUCGUACGACAAGAUAGAACCAGGCAAAACAUACCGAAUUGGUUUUAAAAUCUCGUUCACAGCUGAUGCAACCGGAUGGGACCAAGCUCCAGUUUUCAUGUCAGCAAAAAUUGGAAAGAAAGGGAGGACAAUUUGGAAGAGGAUCAAAUCGGUUAACAAUAACUUUGACAAACUCAAAGGCGGAACCGGACCGGUUAACAUACCAGAUGAGACUGAUGGUCGGUUUGAGAUCUUUGUAAGUCCCAAGGUAGCAAUAAACCAAGACACCAAGCUCCAAUUUGGUUUGUAUGAAGUGUGGACCGGAAAAUGGAAAACAGGCUUGUUGAUCUAUGAAGCUUUUGUUGAAGAAGUGUAAAGAAAUUAAAGACUAUAUAUCUCAAAGAUCAAUGCCCCAAGAACCUUUUCAAUAUGUAUAUAUAUAUAAGAUCCAUGAUCCAUCAAUAAGAAUCAAGUUGUGCUAAUACACGCACACAAUCUUUACAAUAUUCUCAGCUCCAACUAUAAACAACGAGCUGAUAAAUCUUGUGUACCUAACAAAUAUUAUCCUAUAUCCAACCAAAUCGAUGAUCUCUUCUUCAUCUGAAGAACUAAAAAUGCUGGCUUACGCCUAUGGGAGAAUUCCGAACACAGCCGCUUAUGAUGUGCAAGUACAACGCAAGGCAUACAGUGAUUAUAACAGAAGAUUUGGCUCCAACAUAUUCAACUGCUUGGCGUCCUCUGUCUGUAACCUCUUCAUGAACCACAUUGAUACUUUUUCUGAACCCUUGAAAUGUCUUCACCAUUAUAAAUGCGAUGAUUGAUCUCGUCGUUUCUAGUGUUACUCUUCCUGUUACAUCAAACAUAAACCUCCGAUUGCUCGGAACUGCCAAUGUAGUUGCAAUAGCCUCAGUCCACCCAUUACUCUUGACCCCAUCUCCUGAUUCCGAAACCAUCUUGCUUCUCGCGGAACCAUUACUCUUGAAAUCAUCAUCUUCGAUCUCUUCUAUCACAUUCUUAGACCUUGAAGAUGUAAACACGUCGUGAGAUGUCCUAACAAUAGUCUCGAGAGCACCGUUACAAACCGAAACAAGAACGUCCUUGACACUAUCCUGAUGUUUCGGAUUCGUCAAGCCUUCAAAGAUUUGAUCAUAAGUAUUGAUAUCCAUCGUCUUGUCAAGAUACACACCAAUUGCAGUGCUGGUGAAUCUCUCAAUACAAUCAGCUAAAAGCUCUCUACACUUGUCAUCACCAAGCAAAGUCACCCAUCUAGGUGUCUCAGAAGAAUCAGAACCCUCACAUUUCACACCACUCUCUACCUUACCAGAGUAAAAUCCAAGAACAAGAUUCUUAGCAAAGCUACCAACAACAACUGAAACAAAACCAGUUCCAGCCUCUGAGAAAACCUUAUCAAUCACUCUAUCAACAACACUCGAGUCUGAUGAUUUCUCAAUUCCUGAAUCACCAAUAGACGAUUCGGAUUUGUACCCACGAAAGGCACCAAUAGUCACAGCCUGAGAAACCCUAGAAAGCGAAUCCGUAAACUCAUUCGAAGUUGUGAUCUUCGCGAUCUGCUUCAAGCUGUUAGGGAUUUCAUCUGAAUCUGAAUUGAGAAAAUCCUUCACGUCUCGUGAUACCAUACUUAAGGUCUCAGCUGAAUCAGAGAUCAAUUCAGCUACAGAGACAAUGGCUCCGAAAAGCUUAAAAAGACGCUUCCUUUUUCUGGCAACAGAUGGCAAAUGAUAAACCUUGUAAGCUCCAUAGCCAGAAACUCCAGAGAUCGCCAUAAAAAUCAGCCAUUUCCUUCUUCUCUGAGAUAAAAAUAUACCCUUUUCUCUCAAUCGAAGAAGGUCCAUUCAACAAACACAAUUAAUUGAUCGAAUCUCACAAACCCCAAUUGCAAAAAUCACAGCUUUAAGGAGACACAGAAACAGAUCGAAGGACUAUAGAUAGAAAUCUAGGGUUUGUUAGUUAUUGUGAUCCGAAAAUGGGGAAAUGGGAUUCAGAUUCUGUUGUUGACCAUAAUAACAUGAAUGGAGACAGAUAAUUUAGUUGGGAGAUAAGAAGAAGAAGAAGAAGAUAAGGGGAAAUAGCGAUGCAUGAAAAUGAAAUUGGCGUGAGAGGUGAGAGAUUCAAGAAAGGCUGGAAGAGAGAGACAUCGAUGAAUGACAAGUUGGAUAAACAACAAAAC